CCCGUCGACAGCCGGCAGUCUUUAUAAAGUUACGACGACAGCUAGUUUACGCGGCUCGUCGCUUACGUUUGCGGGCUUCGACAUUAGCGGUAUCGAAACGCACAACUUCUACAACCCCUGUGUUUUUGCGUGAGUGAACGAGAGAAGCAUGGCCAUCGAAACGUGCGCCCGUGCACUGUUAUGCGCGCUCGUAAUCGCGCUCGUCGUGGUGAACCAGGCAAACGCCGCGAUGACAAUGGAACAGAUCGAGAAGACAAUGGCGACAAUGCGAAACAACUGCGCGUCGAAGGUGAACGCGGAUAUAGAUAUUGUUCUCGGAAUUCAGAAAGGCGAGUUCCCUGACGACCGCCCGUUGAAGUGUUACACGCACUGCAUAAUGAAGAUGAUGCGAACCUUUAAAAACGGACGUAUAGACGACGUGAUGAUGAUCAAGCAGCUGGACAUGAUGAUACCGCCCGAUCUCGCAGUGUUCCUGAAGCAGAGUACUACAGCUUGCGCGGCAGAACCUCCGACCGGCGAUGAUUGCGAGACGUGCUUCAACUUUGUCAAAUGCAGCUACAACAAAGACUCAGAACAUUUCUUCUUCCCCUAAGCGCGAUCGUACUGACGCGGCACGGACCUGGAGUUGUGAUCAUUUCUACUUUAGAGCGGCAUACGUAAAACGUAAAACAAGUACACGAUCGCGUGGAAUCUCACGGGAUUAGGUCGCCGUGAGAUUUCACGGCGAUCAUUUAAGGGUUGCGUUCGGAAACGUCACUACGCUGGAACGACAGAGAUACGAGAGUGAGAUAAGAAAAGAGAGAGGACGUGACGUUUCUGAACGUAGCCAAGGAUGGAGGGCAAACGCGCGAUGCACACAUCGCACGUCUCCACUUUCGCAAUUGUAAUCUUCACGUGACGCGGAGACCUGUACAAAUACAUACAGUUUCCCCGAGAAAACCCCUCUCCCCUCCGCUGAAACGCUUCAAUAAAUGCAAACAGUUAAAACGAAA
Molecule: messenger RNA, 992 nt
Organism: Odontomachus brunneus
Lineage: Eukaryota; Metazoa; Arthropoda; Insecta; Hymenoptera; Formicidae
Gene: Obp19a
Product: general odorant-binding protein 72
Exons: 5
Coding region: 149-592 (147 amino acids)
Biological process (GO): olfactory behavior; sensory perception of smell
Cellular component (GO): extracellular region
Molecular function (GO): odorant binding; dibutyl phthalate binding
Source: RefSeq, a predicted model, not a curated record